UCUCCACAUAGAGCUGCUCCACCCCAGUUGGGCUCUAUGUGACAUUCCUGCCAGCCAGCCUGUGGGAGGAAUGAUGAGCAGGGCCUGCAAUUACAGGCACGUGACACCCAGAAGCCCGAAGCUUCUCUAAGUUCCAAGUCUGUAGGAGACCCAAGUCAGAGCCAUGGCAUUGUCGCUGGAAGAAUUUGUCCACUCCCUUGACCUCCGGACCCUCCCCCGGGUCCUAGAAAUCCAGUCAGGGAUCUACUUUGAAGGUUCUGUUUAUGAAAUGUUUGGAAAUGAAUGCUGUUUGUCAACAGGAGAGGUGAUUAAAAUUACUGGCCUCAAAAUUAAGAAGAUCAUAGCUGAAAUUUGUGAGCACAGUGAAGGUGGUGAAUCACCACAACCAUUUGAAUUGCCUAUGAAUUUUCCAGGUCUUUUUAAGAUUGUGGCGGAUAAAACUCCAUACCUUACUAUGGAUGAAAUUAUAAGGACCAUCCAUAUUGGAUCAAGUAGACUAGGGCAUCCUUGCUUCUAUCAUCAGAAGGAUAUGGAACUAGAGAAUCUUGUCAUCAAGCAAGGUGAGGAAAUCAUGCUCAACUCAGUUGAAGAAAUCAAUGAAGAAAUAGUGGUGAACUGUGGUGUGGUAAGAAACCAUCAAAACCACUCGUUUACUUUGCCUUUGUCACAAGAAGGAGAAUUCUACGAGUGUGAAGAUGAACGUAUUUAUACUCUAAAGGAGAUCGUUGAAUGGAAGAUUCCAAAGAACAGGACACGAACUGUGAAACUUACAGAUUUUUCAAAUAAGUGGGACUUACCGAAUCCAUUCCCUGAAGGCUUUUAUGGUGCUCUGAUACUCAAGCCUGUUUAUGAAAUUCAAGGUGUGAUGAAAUUCCGAAAGGAUAUAGUCCGCAUCCUCCCCAGUUUAGAUGUUGAAGUCAAAGACAUUACUGACAGCUAUGACGCCAACUGGUUUCUUCAGCUGUUAUCUACACAAGAUCUUUCUGAAAUGACCAGUAAAGAGUUCCCCAUUGUGGCUGAGGUCAUAGAAGCACCUCAAGGAAGCCAGCUCCUCGCAAGCAUCUUACAGCCUGGGAAAACCAUUGUGAUUCACCAAAAGUGUCAGGCAUCGAGGAUCUUAGCUUCAGAAAUUAGAAGCCAUUUUCCUAAAAGACACUUUUUAAUCCCUAAGAGCUAUAAAGGCAAAUUCAAGCGGCGACCUCGGGAAUUCCCAACAGCUUAUGACCUUGAGAUAGCAAAGAGUGAAAAGGAACCUCUCCACGUGGUGGCCACCAAAGCCUUUCAUCCCCCGCAUGAGGAGCUGUCAUCUGUAGCUGUCGGGGACCAGUUUCUAGUGCAUCACUCACAGACGACUGAAGUCCUCUCUGAGGGCAUCAAAAAAGUGGUGAAUGUUCUGGCCUGUGAAAAAAUCCUCAAAAAAUCCUAUGAGGCAGCACUGCUCCCUUUAUACAUGGAAGGAGGUUUUGUGGAGGUGAUUCAUGAUAAGAAACAGUACCAGAUUGCUGAGCUCUGUGCACAGUUCCACUUGCCCUUCAAUGUGAAGGUAUCUGUGAGAGAUCUUUUCAUUGAAGAAGACAUUUUGGCGGCUACGCCAGGACUGCGGUUGGAGGAAGCUAUCACGGACUCUUAUCUACUCAUAAGUGACUUUGCCAACCCCGCAGAAUGUUGGGAAAUUCCUGUCAGCCGCUUAAAUAUGACUGUUCAGUUAGUUAGUAAUUUGUCUCAGGAUACGGGAUCAUUUCUAGUCAGGACUCUGAUCGAAGAGAUCACGGAAGAACAGUAUUACAUGAUGCGAAGAUAUGAAAGCUCCUUCUUGCACCCCCCACCUCGCCCCCCCAAACAUCCCUCGGUGGAAGAAGCAAAGCCAACUCUGCUACACAUAGCAGAAGAGAGGACUGUGGGUCUGCCCAAGUCUCCCAAGAGUCUCCAUGUAGAUAUAUCCAAGAAACUUCAUUCCCAUCAAGCUGGCCUGGAUUCAAAAGUACCAGUUGGUUGUCAAAAUGCUUUGGCUGAUCUGGAGAAAGAGAGAAGCAAGAGUGGAGCAGCGGCAGUAGCAGGCACCGAUGGAACCACAGAAAUGUUCAAAAAUGAAAAACAUCAAAAAUAACGAGAUGUGACUGAAGCCACUUGGGUAGUGACCAUAAAUGUUGUGAUGGAAAAGUAAGCCUGGCCUUCUAGCUGAAAAACAACGAUUUCCCAAUGGCCCCCACAAGAAACUCGAUUGCCCAGUGCAAAGAAGAAAACAACUUUAAACGUUUUAACAGAUAAACAAAGCAGAAACCUAUGUAUAGAUGUCACAUAAUCUACUCUGUUGUGCCAAAACCUUUAAGUAUUGUUUCAUUGUCAC
Messenger RNA from Myotis brandtii (Brandt's bat), 2347 nucleotides. RefSeq names its product thymocyte selection associated (gene THEMIS). Gene Ontology annotation, biological process: T cell receptor signaling pathway. NCBI's taxonomy places the organism in Eukaryota, Metazoa, Chordata, Mammalia, Chiroptera, Vespertilionidae. The record is from RefSeq and is a predicted model, not a curated record. Bases 164 to 2107 code for a protein of 647 amino acids. The transcript has 6 exons.